Leptomonas pyrrhocoris is the source of this 1596-nucleotide messenger RNA. RefSeq lists its product as hypothetical. Lineage: Eukaryota; Euglenozoa; Kinetoplastea; Trypanosomatida; Trypanosomatidae. The coding region runs from base 262 to 1596 and encodes 444 amino acids. The transcript has a single exon. The record is from RefSeq and is a predicted model, not a curated record.
AGUGAUGUUUGGGAGGAUUCGGCCACCAUUUGCUUCCCUCAGCAAGUCUGUUUGUCUCACCGUGUUUUUAAGGCAUUUUUUCUGUGGAGUAUUCGCUGCCACCUUUGCUGUGAAAUACAGUUGAGAGAGAACCACAGCCCUCUCCCCUUCUUGUUGUGGCUGCUGUAGUAGUCAAACAGCACUCGUUGUAGUGGGAGCCGCAGCGCGCGUGCACACACACCCACCAAAUACCCUGCUGCUGAUAAACAACAGCAACUGCUAAUGCAUCUGCCGAACUUUAAAUUUCUGUCUGACCGCCACUCUGGUUCAGCGGAACCGGCGGCGGAUGCGUCGUCGUACACCGCCUUCAUUCACAAGGCGUUCGGGGCGACGAAGGAGAAGUUAAAGCUGCUAAAACCACUCCAACGACAGAUCACCAUCGGCGCCGCAGCCGUGGUCGGCGUCGUCGCGGCCUACAAAGCGGCGUCCCAUGUGCACAAGUUAGUGCAGCGUCGACGCCGCCGGCAGCUGUUGCGGCAGUGCGAGCAGGACGCGGAGCUGCACGUCUUCAUCCUUCCUCGCUCGCCGUGGUCGCCGUCGCUGUCGCCGGCCUGCACACGGGUCGAGGCGUACCUCCGCGCCAAUGGCAUCCCGUACAAGGCCAUCGAGACGCUCGACGCGACGGGGGCACCGAGCGGGGAGCUGCCCUUCCUUGUGUACAAGCACGCCCGCAUGGACCAACUCCCGCGCAUUUUUGAGUUCCUCAGCAGCGAGUUCAGCGUCUCGAUCGACGACGCGUUAACGCGCGAGGAGCGUGCGAUUGGCGCCGCCCUGCGCCGCACGCUGGAGUACAGCAUGGAACGGUUUCUCUACCGCACUGUCUUCAUCGACCACCCCACGCUCGCCGUGACGCACAUCGCACGUGCGCUGCACAUUUCACACCUUCGCGCGCGGUUGGCGGUGCGGCAGUACGCGCGGAAGCUGAACUCGCAGCUCGCCAUCACCGCCUACGGCGCUCUCGUCAGCGAGCAGUACGAGAACGAGUUUCUGCUCGACUGCGAGGCGCUCGAGGUGCAGAUCGGCGACAAGCAAUUUCUCUUCAGCAAUGCGGAGGUGACGAGCUACGACUGCGCCGUGUAUGCGCUGCUCGUGCCCUUCGCGUACAUGGGCAAGUACACGGCGCUGAGCACGGCGUAUAUGGCGGUGGCAAACAGCCCGGUGCUGAUGGGCUACGUCGCUCGAAUGACGAAGCGCUUGUUUGCGGAUGUGGCCGCGCAGUUCGAUGCGGCGGCUACGACGUGUGCGACGUCAUCCGCGACGUCUGCGUCGCUGUCUUCGGGGGAGGAAGAGGGCGGUGAUGGUGGGUCGUGUGCGGACUCGGAGGAGCUGCACCGCGGCCUGGAGGUGUCGGAUGAGGAAACAAAGCAGCCGGAGAAGACAGUGAAGAAGGAGGAGGUGCAGCCGGAGGCGGCUAGGAGCGCAACACCGACAAAGGCAGCCGCAACGACAGGGAAGAGGAAGAAGCCGUCCCCGAAGGCAGCGAAAGCAAAGAAGGCGCCGGCUAGUACACCGCCACGGAAGGGGAAACCUGCUGGGGCUUCUCCAAAGAAACCGUAG